This is a messenger RNA of Rana temporaria (common frog), 1255 nucleotides long. RefSeq names its product pulmonary surfactant-associated protein D-like. Gene Ontology annotation, cellular component: multivesicular body; rough endoplasmic reticulum. Gene Ontology annotation, biological process: positive regulation of phagocytosis; surfactant homeostasis. The coding region runs from base 382 to 1164 and encodes 260 amino acids. The transcript is spliced from 6 exons. NCBI's taxonomy places the organism in Eukaryota, Metazoa, Chordata, Amphibia, Anura, Ranidae. The record is from RefSeq and is a predicted model, not a curated record.
UUGCUAAUACAUUGUAGCAAUUAAUAUUUUUUACCCAUCAUUAAAACAGGUAGAAUAAGGACAAGAAGAGCACUCCAAUGCUUAACAUUACUAUCCUUAAAAUUAAGGAACUACACAGUAAUUUAUAAUUGCUAUAGAAAUCUAUUUGCUACCCCCUCUAGAAAAAGAACCAGUCAUGAAAUAAGUGUGCCUGAUAAAGGAAUGCAAGGUAGAAUAAGGACAGGAAGAGCACUAAAAUGCUUAACAUUAACAUCUUUAAAAUUAAGGAACUAAACAGUAAUUUAUGAAAAUAAAUAAAUAAUGAAAACAUCCGGGGUAAUGCAAGAGUAAAAGGAUUCUAUCUUGUCAACAUAUGCUGCUUCCUGGGUGAAAGCUUGAACAAUGUAUAUUUUAAAUAUUUUAUUACUUGGGAGUUCUAUAAAGGCUUUUACCACCACUUCAACUGAUAAUGGUAAAUGUGAAGAAUUUACCAAUACUUGCGCAGUUAUCUCAUGCAGUUCACAAAAGUCCGCUGGAUUACCUGGCAGAGAUGGGAGAGAUGGAAAAGAAGGACCAAAGGGUGAAAAGGGGGAUAAAGGACAACAAGGAUCUCGGGGCAGUCAGGGACCUCCAGGAAAGAUUGGUCCACCAGGAGCAAAAGGUGACAAAGGUUCAAUUGGACAAAAAGGAGAACAAGGUGUAAGUGCUACAUCAGAGGUUGAUACUGUCAAGGAGCAGUUGAAAGUGUUUGAAAGAGAGCUACAUCUGCUUCAAGCAAGCCUUAAUAAAUAUAAUAAAAUUCUCCUUUUCCAUGGUGGUAAACAAGCUGGUGAUAAAGUGUUUGUGACCAAUGGUCUUGAAGAAAAUUUUGAAAAUGCCCAGAAGACAUGUAAAGAAGCUGGAGGAAGCUUGGCUAUGCCAAGAAACGCAGUAGAAAAUAGUGCUGCUCAAGAGAUUCUUCAGACUAAGGGAGAGACGAUCAAAGCUUUCCUUGGUAUAUCAGAUUUACAGGUUGAAGGGAUAUUCAAGUACUUGACAGGAGAGAAGAUUACAUUUACAAACUGGAACCUAGGAGAGCCAAAUAACAGCAAAGAUAAUGAAGACUGUGUAGAGAUCCAGGACAAUGGGAAAUGGAAUGACAUUCCAUGCAAUUUACUGCGACUAGUUAUCUGUGAAUAUCAAUAGAAUAACUUUAAAUUAUGGCAGAUGUAUAUGUAUAUUUUCUAAAAUAAGUGUAUGCAAUAAAAAAACUGAAAGUAAUUUAAUAUUAGAAACA